Messenger RNA from Sesamum indicum (sesame), 1610 nucleotides. RefSeq names its product S-adenosylmethionine synthase 3. Lineage: Eukaryota; Viridiplantae; Streptophyta; Magnoliopsida; Lamiales; Pedaliaceae. The record is from RefSeq and is a predicted model, not a curated record. Gene Ontology annotation, molecular function: methionine adenosyltransferase activity; ATP binding. Gene Ontology annotation, biological process: S-adenosylmethionine biosynthetic process.
AACGGAAACUAUACAGAGCGAGUCAUUUGGAUCCGCCUGUAUAUAUAGCCCGCGUUUUCAUUCCAAAAAAAUCAUUCUGCUUUGCGCUCUUGCUUUCUCUUCCUCCUCCUCCUCCAUUAUAGUCUGCAGAUCUGAGGAUCUUAUUCUACGUAAAAGAAACAAUAUGGAAUCCUUCUUGUUCACAUCAGAGUCCGUCAAUGAAGGACACCCUGACAAGCUUUGCGACCAAGUCUCAGAUGCCAUUCUUGAUGCUUGCCUAGAGCAGGAUCCAGAGAGCAAAGUUGCAUGCGAAACAUGCACAAAGACUAAUAUGGUUAUGGUCUUUGGUGAGAUCACGACCAAGGCUAACAUUAACUAUGAGAAGAUAGUUCGGGAUACAUGCAGAGGCAUUGGGUUCACAUCACCAGAUGUUGGCCUAGAUGCUGACAACUGCAAGGUCCUUGUCAACAUUGAACAACAGAGCCCCGACAUUGCCCAGGGAGUUCAUGGUCAUUUAACUAAGAAACCUGAAGAAAUCGGAGCUGGUGACCAAGGACACAUGUUUGGCUAUGCAACUGAUGAAACACCAGAGCUGAUGCCUCUUACUCAUGUCCUUGCCACCAAGCUCGGGGCCAGACUGACUGAAGUUAGGAAGAACAAAACUUGCCCAUGGUUGAGACCUGAUGGUAAGACACAAGUUACUGUUGAGUACAGAAAUGAUGGUGGCGCCAUGGUUCCUAUUAGAGUUCACACAGUCCUUAUCUCAACCCAGCAUGAUGAAACUGUUACCAACGAGCAGAUUGCAAAGGACUUAAAAGAGCAUGUUAUCAAGCCUGUGAUUCCAGCCCAGUACCUUGAUGACAAGACAAUCUUCCACCUCAACCCAUCUGGCCGAUUUGUCAUUGGUGGCCCACAUGGAGAUGCAGGUCUUACUGGUAGAAAAAUCAUCAUUGACACCUAUGGUGGCUGGGGUGCCCAUGGUGGGGGUGCUUUCUCUGGCAAGGACCCAACCAAGGUGGACAGGAGUGGUGCAUAUAUUGUUAGACAAGCGGCCAAGAGUGUGGUGGCUUCAGGACUUGCUCGCCGAUGCAUUGUGCAAGUUUCAUAUGCUAUUGGGGUAGCAGAACCACUGUCUGUGUUCGUUGAUUCCUACAAGACAGGUAAGAUCCCUGACAAGGAUAUUCUGGCUCUUAUCAAGGAGAACUUUGACUUUAGGCCAGGAAUGAUUGCCAUCAACCUGGACUUGAAGAGAGGAGGCAACUUCAGGUACCAGAAGACUGCUGCUUAUGGUCACUUUGGCCGUGAUGAUCCCGACUUCACUUGGGAGACUGCCAAGAUCCUCAAGCCUAAAGCUUGAUUUCUGGACUACGGUUACUGCUAUUUUUCAGGACUCCGUGACGUGGGAUCAAUACUAUUUUUUGCUCUCUUGUUAGGGAUACGAGGAGACUGGAGUAUUUGUUGAAUGCAUGUUUCUUUUUGGGUUCAUUUUGGUUUUAGCGAAGUUGUUGUGAUAUUCUAUUUUUCUGUAGCAGCUCAGCUGUAUGGGAUCACCUUGAGUAACUCUUAUGUUGAAUUCCAUGAUUUCCGAAUUAAUCAACUAUAUACUAAAAGUUGUUUCAUGUUGAACAAAA